AUGGCUACAAGUGCCCCCAUCACAUACCGGAGAUCCGAAGGAGGUGGGGUUAAGGUCAAAAUCGAGAUCAAAGAGCAUGACAAGCAUCACCUACAGCCCUACAGCAUUCAGCAGAUGUCAUUCAGUCAGAUGCUGCAGUUGAUUGCACGCGACUCAUCUGGAGACACACGACUCACUUUGACGAACUUUUCUACCACUACGGAACACCUUGGAUCUCAACUUUUUGCAAACACUGAAAGCCUGGGAGAAUACAUAAUAGAGUGCUCAGUGGGUUCAUCAGGCUCUGAUAUAGAGGGACUGUUGAGCAACUGCGCCGAGAAUAUGGUGACCAGCACAUUGGAGCACCAAAUGGACAUCCAUCCUGCCACUGCGGACGCCUUCAACGAAAAGAAAAAAAAGGCUGAGCGCAAAAAAAUGUUUAUUUUGAAGGAGUUGAUUGAAACAGAAAAGGCCUACGUGCGAGACCUACGGGAAUGCAUUGACAUUUACAUGGCAGAGAUGUUGACCAAGGAGAAAGAGAUCCCUCCAGGACUCGCUAAUUUAGAGCACGUCAUCUUUGGGAACAUUUUGGAGCUUUAUGAAUUCCAUCACAGCAUCUUUCUCAAAGAGCUGGAAAAAUACGAGCACGUCCCUGAAGAUGUCGGAAAGUGCUUUGUCACAUGGGCUGAUAAAUUCCAGUUAUACGUGGAAUACUGCAAGAAUAACGUAGAAUCCACUCGGCUCAUCGUGGAGCAUGCUGUGACCUAUUUUCAUAAAAUUCAGCAGAAGCACGGACUCGCGUACUGUGUCAACUCUUACCUGCUGAAGCCAGUACAGAGAAUUACAAAAUAUCCACUCCUGCUCAAGGAUCUGCUGGAAUGCUGUGAGAAAGGGAAAGCCGAGCUCAAAAAAGCCCUUGAUGUGACUCUUAGCAUUCCCAAGAGAGCAAACGAUGCCAUGCAUCUCUCCGUGCUGGAAGGUUUUGAUGACAGUAUUGAGUCUCAAGGAGAACUGCUCCUACAAGACUCCGUCAAGGUGUGGGAUUCAAAGAUCCCAUUCAAGAUGGGGAAAAAAAGACAACUCUUCCUCUUGAAGAAGUCCUUGGUGCUCUGUAAGGUAGUCAAGGACGACAAGGGGAAGAGCAGGUACUUAUAUAAGAGAAAACUCAAUGUAGCCGAGAUAAAGCUUACAGAGCACCUGAAAGGAGACCCCUGCAAGUUAGCUUUUUCCUUGGGCCGAACCUGGACAUCGAGCAAGAUUGUUCUGAAGGCUUCUACUCGCGAGACCAAGAUGGAAUGGAUCAAACAAAUCCGGAAGCUGAUCCAGGAGCACACCAUCCACCUGGGGGAGGCACUCAAGGAGCCAAGGCUUAUCCCCAAAACUAAUGCAGACAAGCUCCACAAGAGUCGGAGGAAUGAAAAACAUCAUGAAGGUGAAAGCAGUGAAAUAGAGUGGCCAGUCGCAAAAAUUGAGCCCUGCUGCAUUGGAGGACCCUGGCUAUUACCCGGAUCAAAGGAAAGAGGGGUUCUUAAAGUAUGAAAUGCUAAUAGUAUGACAUACAAAUAGGGACUUACAUAAACUUGACAAGAUUCUGUAAAAAGACACCAAAGAAAACAGAUUUGGACCAUUCAAAAAGUCAAGUUUUAGAUAAUAUAUGUAUAUACUGUAUAUAAUUUGUGUUGUUUUUGUUCAUUUUUUCAAAAAAAUAUUUCUUGUAUAUAGUUGGAUAAAAAAUAUAUUUUACAA
This is a messenger RNA of Corythoichthys intestinalis (scribbled pipefish), 1725 nucleotides long. Its product is annotated as kalirin-like. NCBI's taxonomy places the organism in Eukaryota, Metazoa, Chordata, Actinopteri, Syngnathiformes, Syngnathidae. The record is from RefSeq and is a predicted model, not a curated record. Gene Ontology annotation, molecular function: guanyl-nucleotide exchange factor activity. Bases 1 to 1518 code for a protein of 505 amino acids. Gene Ontology annotation, cellular component: extrinsic component of membrane; cytoplasm. The transcript is spliced from 13 exons. Gene Ontology annotation, biological process: axon guidance.